Anastrepha obliqua is the source of this 4814-nucleotide messenger RNA. Its product is annotated as kinesin-like protein GA13060. Gene Ontology annotation, biological process: microtubule-based movement. The coding region runs from base 1 to 4281 and encodes 1426 amino acids. NCBI's taxonomy places the organism in Eukaryota, Metazoa, Arthropoda, Insecta, Diptera, Tephritidae. The record is from RefSeq and is a predicted model, not a curated record. The transcript is spliced from 14 exons. Gene Ontology annotation, molecular function: microtubule binding; ATP binding; microtubule motor activity.
AUGAGAGAAUGUGAAGAUCCCGAUACCCCAAUCGUUGACAAUGAGACUGUCAUUCUGUUAUCCGACCAUAACGCGAUGAGAAUAGCGAUAACAGAGCUAAAGAACAACAAAUUCGCAGAAGCAGACGGGCUACCAGCUGAGCUACUCAAACAUGGCGGCGGGCAGCUAGUAAGGCAAACAGUAGCAGCAACAACAACACGAACAAAAACAAAUUUAGGUGAAUUGAAUAAAUACCAGCAGCAGCAGCAAUUACUAAGCGACCAGGCAGGGCAUCAACACCACAAAGUGGCAAGUGGCAAGAUGACUGCUGCAACUCCUGCCACUGCUGCUGCUGUUGCUGCUCUAGAACAUGACCUGUGUCAAUUGCUGCAACAAGCCCUAGUUCAGUUGCCUUUCGCUCAGCAAUCUGCUUACUUUAACUCACUGCUGCUCCUGCUAGCUGCACAGAAACUUGCACAGACACGCAAUUCCACCAAAAGUCGCACCGCCGAGCUGCCAAACGCCAGCACACGAAAUGGUGGAUUUUGUGGGGCGCUACAGCGAGCGCCACCACCCAUGCCACCGGGCCUGGCACGGCGACUUGCAAACAAGGAAAACUACGGCAUCGGCAAGGUUAAGGUAAUGUUGCGUGUCUCGGACGCACACACCGACACCGAGCAUCCGCAUUUUAUGGCGGUCGAUAAGAAGAAACGCCAAGUGACGCUGACAGAUCCAUCGGCGGCGAGUGCAGUGGCUGCUUCCACUUCGCAGGAGCGUGGCCCGAUGGUAGCGGCACCGAAAAUGUUCGCUUUCGACAGCCUCUUUACGGCGGAGGAUCAACAGUCCGAUAUAUGUGCGUCUGCUUUGUCUGAGGUGAUACCCGCCGUGUUGGAAGGUUCGGACGGUUGUCUCCUAACGAUUGGCUAUCCGAAUUCCGGUCAACCGAAAACGAUGUUGGGUGGCGUGAAUCCGCCCACGGAAUUAGGUGCUAUUCCUUGCGCCAUUUCGUGGCUCUACAAGGGCAUUAAUGAGCGACGUCAGAAGAGUGGUGCGCGUUUUUCGGUGCGUGUCAGUGCGCUGGGUGUCAGCGCCACGAAACCGGACUCAAGUUCGAAGGAUUUGUUGGCGGCGCAUGCGACUGAAUCCGAUGACUCGCCGGGUGUGUAUUUGCGUGAUGACUUUCUUGGCGGACCCACCGAACUGCGUGCUCCCACCGCCGAACGUGCCGCAUUGUUCCUAGACGCUGCACUCGCCGGGCGACCACAAGGCGGGCUUGAGCCGGCCAUGAUAUUCACACUCCACGUCUACCAGUACAGUUUGUCGCGCAAGGGCGGAGUGGCUGGAGGACGUAGUCGUUUACAUCUCAUCGAUUUGGGUGGUUGUGCCAACCGCAACGGUGGACUGCCACUCUCCGGCAUCGGCAAUAUACUACUGGCCAUAUUGAGUGGACAACGGCAUCCGCCGAACAAGGAUCAUCCAUUGACGCCGUUGUUGAAAGAUUGUCUGGCGCCGUUGACGUGUCAUGUCGCCAUAAUGGCGCACGUGACGCACACACAGUCGCACACGGAUGCACUGACGACGAUACAACUGGCCUCACGCAUACAUCGCAUGCGUCGGCGUAAGCAUCGUUUUCCAAUGCCAAGUGACAAAACGGGUGUGGGAGGGUUGGCGGCGGGCGUUAAUGGAGGACAUCAAUCCACUGGCUCAUCGGCUGGUUCUGGCGCAGAUCCUUCCAGCUCCGAGUUAUCUGCAGACACCGUCAUUUACAUGGGUCCGAGCGACGAUGCUACGGAUGGCGAACAUCCGCCGGUUUAUUUGCCCUCGCUAAGCAGUGGCGAUAAUCGCUGUGUGAUGAGCAAAGCGCUGAAAGGUAGUGGACUGGAGAAGCAGCAACAGUCGCCGGCGAAAAGUGGUGCAGCGAGCACACUAAAGAAGUCAGCUGCACAAAAAGCGCCCCAAAGUCCCACCAUUAAUGCAUCUAGUCGCAAUGGCAGCCUUAAACGCGGCCACGUCAAUAGUCCAACACCAGUCCAGCAAGUGCAACAGCAACAACAACCGCUUCAAGGGGCAACUUCCAACGCCGACCCACAACAACAGUUCUUUUCACCCGUGCACAGCGUUAAAUCACUAUCGCACUCAGCCUCCUCACCAAAGAUAGUUGCAGGCGCUUUGCGCCACACCGGCAUGACUGCGAUGAUGUGUUCGAAAGGCUCGAAUGUGCCGUCACCUAAGGGCUCGCCGCUUCGACGCCCAGGCGUGGGUGGUGGCGCAAAUGUUGUCGCCGCCACUUCCGACGCACUCGACUGUCCCGGCAGUCCAAUGCGCAAGAUAAGCGAAGAGCAAUGGAUUGAUGGGCCGCGCGUUUCGCGCGCCAAGGUGGCUGAGGCGCGUCAUUUGAUGCGCGAAGUCAAUCAUGUGAAGCAGUGCGAGACGUGGAUCGAUGGCCCGAAGUCGCAAUCCACCCGUUCACUGACCGCCGGUAAUCUGCCUACAGCGCCCUCACAAGUGCAGGGCUAUGGCUUCAUGGAUUCGCAUAAGAAAUCUAUGAUACGCCAAUGGGUGGAGAAUCAGACUUCGCAAGUCUUCCAAACCACAUCGGCAGCAUCAUCGCCCACGCAUGGCGUUGCCAACGCCGCUCAUCGCGAUCAACAAGCGCAGCAUCUACGCAAUAUUACUUACCACAUGUCACAGCUCAAGCAGAAGUCACUCGACGCACCGGAGGAUUUGUAUGCGACAAGCACAAGGCAAUUGCCACACCAACAGCGCACUGUACAACAACCACAAUUGCAACAGCAGAAUUCGCUACCCGUUGAGCAGCAGUUUAUUUUGUGCGCCAGCGAGGCGGAGCUGGCGCAAGCCAUUGCCAUGGGUCUUUCGACAGCUGUGAGCACAACGAAUGCCUCGGCACCCGCGGAGAUACGCGGCUCCAAGGCGUUGUACCAUCAACGACAGUCCAGCGCCACAGGCUCGCUCGGACUUACCCAAACGACGACAAAAGAUGAGACUGAUUUACAUUCGACGCACUCGCACACCGGUUAUGGCACCAUUUCACAGCAACUACAAGUCGGCACUACGGCGGCGUCGGAGCAAGGUGUUGGUGUGAGUGGACACCAAAGCGAUCGGCCAGCAGACUGCGAUGAGGACCAGGACAGUGGACCCUCGGAGGUGCCGCCAGCGUUGCCGCUAAUUGAGCCACUCGGUUCGCGUGAAAUUUCGCACGAAAGUCUGCAUCGCAUACUGUCGCGACAUGUGUCACGCGAAUCGCUCUACCAACAACAACAACGUGAACAGCAACAAGAAUUGCGACGCCAAGAGGAGCUGCAACACAAUGCGCCUUCACGGCAAUCAUCGCAUCACUACUCCCAACACAGCAUGGGCAUGUCCGAUUGUGGACUGCAGGUGACAGAGGAGGAAAUAGCGCGCACAAUGGGCGGCGAGCAUCCAUUGUCCGCGCUGAGUCACAUUGACAACAUGUCCAUUGUGUCGAGCUUCAACAUGGCCGGCGAUGCGUUCAGCGAUUGUGCGAUGGGUGAAAGAACGAGGAACCAAUUCGAUCAAUUAGCGCGUUUACGUGAGAUCUUCACCUCACAGCUGGCCAUGGCCGAAGUGACGCCUGUCUUCCGCAGCGGCUGCGAUGUGGGCAGCGUGUAUAGUGAACCCGCCUACCGCUUCAAUACGGGUCCAGGUAGUGUGUGCAGUGAGCCGCCUUAUAGGCCACCAAGCCCGCGACAACCCUCGCGCAGUCCUAGCCAAGGCAGUCUGCCCAGCCUGAAUGGCAUCAUGCAAAUCGCCGGCAUGGAACAAUAUGCUUCUCUGCGCCAUCCCGACGGUGCUUCCGAUCCGAAUUUGCCAAAAGUGGAGAAACCCUUCGUCAUGGAACACGAGAACAUCUGCGAAGUAGAUGAAAAAGCAGCGCUACUCUCACCCUCUAAGCGACCCUCCCUCGAAAAAGAGCAUCUGCCAGGCGUCGGUGGCGCCGCCAUGCCAACAUCCUCUCAAACCCAAUUACCAUUGCUGCCACUGAAUACCUCCUGUGAGGCUUACGACAGCGGUCACGACUCGUCAACGCCACGCACUUCCAAGCAUUCGGGCAUUUCGCGACGCGCCGAGAGCGGCUAUCAUAGUGUGGCGACAGCGCGGGAUAGUGAUGAGAGUAGCUUUACGUCAGGUCUGUCGAAAGAACAUCACAAUCGUAUUACAAUGGUGAAGAAGAAGCGUCAGGAUAAGGGGCUGUGCAAUUGGCUUAUGAAUCCAUUUACCUGCACAUAUCCGGAGACUGAAGGCGAGAUCAGCGACUUUUGAAGAGCAAAGUAGGCCCGAGGGCGGAACUCGAAUUUAUUACACGAACAGAGGUAAACCAGUUUAGGGUUCAAGAGAGCAGACGUAUUGAAAAAGAAUAUGCAACAUACAAAAAAAUAAAUAAGAACAAAAGUGCGCCAAACCCACCAAGAAAUUUUUGCGCGUCGUUAGAAACAAUAACAUGAAAGCAUGCCAAAUUUUUUACUUUAAUAUUAAAAUUAGUGUUUCUUUUUUUUGGGAGAACCAAAGCCAAUGUUUUUAUGUGGUAGUUGAAAUGGCGACUGAAUUUUUAAAUUGAAAUUAUGAUAAAACACAAACGGAAAAUAUUUUUAAAAUGGUAGUACUUAUCAAAAACAAAACGUAAUAACGCAUAAUCCAUUAGUGAAGUGAAAGCUUUUGUGUAAGUAAGUAUUGGAUGUGAAGUAAUGAUAUCUGCUGAAUUAUAAGCUUUCGCACAGCACACGAAAGCCACGUGAAAGUUGCGUGAAUUCGGGUUGUAUGCUUUGAGUGCUUUAAAAUGUGUGCUCGCAAACCUU